AUGGUGUCGUACGCCUCUGCAUUGACAAAGGAUGGCCGCAAACGCGCUCCGCGACCACUUUUUGGCGUUAACAUUGUGAAGCCAUUUCCGUGGGUGCGUGUCGUGCUGGGCCUUGGCGCAGUGGCCUUCCUUACCCGACGGGAGUACAAUGCAAGGUAUCAAGUAUCACCCCGUGAUCAGUUCCUGCGCAAGGUUGUUGUCGUGCCAUACGGCGUUCUUGGUAUGCAGAUGACUCUACAAGGUGGCCUUGUACGGGCUGGCAGUGAGCCGGACGAAAGCACGUUUAUUGUGGACCCGGCCAACUUGCGCCACAUCUUCACGACGGCGGUGGGCGCAACCGGCGCCUCUGGGGCGAUCUACAACAUGUUAGGUCUUCGUGGUCCGUUUCCCGAUGAGGUGGUGCAGGCCAUUUCCCGUGUGUGUGACACCAAAUUUUACAAAUACGGCGAGAGGGCUAACGUCAUUCACGUGGUUGACCCCGAUUUCCGUGAGGGUGCCUGGUCAGAGCGCGAGGCAGCAGUUGAGCUUUCACGUGCAUACCGAAAUGUGUUUCACGAGUUCGUAAGAGGUGAUGGAGAUGUGUUGCGUGUGCCGCCGCUAUCGAGUGGUGUGCUUUCUGGCUCACUUUACAACCAGCUUCCCAUCAUAACACAGUCUGCGGUAGCUAUGGCCUUUGAGCAGUUACAUACGUUUGAUCGUGAAUAUCUGUUGCGCCGCGACAAGCAGGUUGAGUUGUGCGUGUUUAUGAACAGAGAGUGGGAUAUGUACCAGAAUGUCUUCAAGAACUGCACGCAGCCCUCCAAAUUGUAG
Trypanosoma brucei brucei TREU927 is the source of this 810-nucleotide messenger RNA. RefSeq lists its product as hypothetical. NCBI's taxonomy places the organism in Eukaryota, Euglenozoa, Kinetoplastea, Trypanosomatida, Trypanosomatidae. The coding region runs from base 1 to 810 and encodes 269 amino acids. The transcript has a single exon. The record is from RefSeq and is a predicted model, not a curated record.